GUGUGUUGGGUAUUGGGGGAAGAAAAGGAAGAUAGUCCUAGAUUGUGGGAGGCGUGUGCCAACCUCACCGCGUGUGGCUGCCUAGUGGUCCAAGGUGUAUGCAUCAUUAACUGUUGACUCACUUCUACUCUACUUGGGGACUUAAAUUGGGCAUCUAUAGUUUCUGUGCUAUAUUAUACAUU
Geodia barretti is the source of this 182-nucleotide messenger RNA. The record is from the annotation of a GenBank genome assembly. NCBI's taxonomy places the organism in Eukaryota, Metazoa, Porifera, Demospongiae, Tetractinellida, Geodiidae.